This is a messenger RNA of Melospiza melodia melodia, 759 nucleotides long. RefSeq names its product proline rich acidic protein 1 (gene PRAP1). Lineage: Eukaryota; Metazoa; Chordata; Aves; Passeriformes; Passerellidae. The coding region runs from base 180 to 641 and encodes 153 amino acids. The record is from RefSeq and is a predicted model, not a curated record. The transcript has 3 exons.
CGGGGCGGGCAAAGUGCGAGGCAGGUGUGACAAAAGGCAGCCGCGGACAGGUAGGUCUGUGCCAGCCCGGUGGGCACGGGGGGUGCUGGGGUCAGGGAGGAGCUGUGGCCACGGGAACAGGGGGUGUCACGGCUUGUGCCCCCACUCUCUGCCAUCCCUCUCUUCUCCACCCGAGGACCAUGGGGCUCCGCAGUGUGACCAUCCUGCUGGGCACGGCCCUGCUCCUGCUGGCACCCGGCAGCACCCAGGCUCUGAGCAGCUCCUGGUGGAAGGACCUGGCCACAGUGCAGGAUUUGGCUGAGGAAAGCAUCCUGGGUGUGGGAACACCAGAGGAGGGUGAACCAGGUAUAAAGGUCUUCUCCAGCAGUGCCUGGGCUCAGAGGGGCCCACCCCAAGGCCAGGCAAGGCCAGAAGAGGAUGGUGACCACCUGUACCAGCCCCAAGAUGGUGCCAGGGAGGCCCGUGUGCCAUUCUGGAUGCCGGUCCCAGAGGUGCAGAAUGGCCCGGAGGAGGAUCGUGACCACCUGUACCACCCCCAGGACAAUGCCAGGGAGGUCAAUGCCCGUGUGCCAUUCCGGAUGCCAGCCCCAAAGGUGCAGAAUGGCCCGGAGGAGGAUCUUGACUACAUCCACCAUGGCUGAGUGAAGAUGUGCCUGGGCUGUGAGAUGAGGGGUGGGAGCUGCCCCUGGGGUUUCCUGGGGAAAUUUGUCCCUUCCUACUGAGCCUUGAGCCUCACCAAUAAACCCAUUCCCCUCUCCA